This is a messenger RNA of Penicillium angulare, 1065 nucleotides long. RefSeq names its product zinc-dependent alcohol dehydrogenase. The record is from RefSeq and is a predicted model, not a curated record. The coding region runs from base 1 to 1065 and encodes 354 amino acids. NCBI's taxonomy places the organism in Eukaryota, Fungi, Ascomycota, Eurotiomycetes, Eurotiales, Aspergillaceae. Gene Ontology annotation, molecular function: oxidoreductase activity; zinc ion binding. The transcript is spliced from 3 exons.
AUGUCUAUCCCUAUUCCCAUUCAACAACAAGCCGCCGUGGUAGAAGAUCCAGGCGAUAAUUUCAAGAUUGUGCUUCGCCACGACAUACAAGUGGGGGAACCAGGCCCAGAAGAGAUCCUCGUUCAGUUAACAUGCACUGGACUUUGUGGCUCCGAAGUCCGAGCAGUAUCAGCCUGGGCUCCCUAUAACCCAAUCAUCGGCCACGAAGGCGUUGGAAGAGUAGUCAAAGCCGGCACAAACGUUUCCUCAUCACUCCUAGGCCAACGGGUAGGUGUCAAAUGGCUCUACAAUGCAUGUACAGAAUGCUCAAUCUGUAAACGGGGUUUCUUCCAUCACUGCCCAAAGCAGCUGAAUACCAGUCGCCAUGUUCCAGGCACACUACAGCAGUAUGUGGUUGCAGAUGCACGGUUUGUCACAAUGAUCCCAGAGAAUCUCAGCGAUGAGAUCGCUGCUCCUCUUCUUUGCGCAGGGCUUACUAUGGCUGGGGCAUUGGCACAUCUGGAUCAGGAGUUAGGACCUGGUGACUGGAUUGCUGUAUCUGGAUCAGGUGGUGGACUUGGACAUAUCGGAGUACAAAUCGCCGCUCGAGUGAAGAAGCUUCGUGUUAUUGCAAUUGACCGUGGAGAUGAGAAAAGAAAGAUUAGCAUGGACUCAGGUGCUGAGGCAUUUAUCGAUUUCAAAACAGAAGAUGUUGGCGCUCGGGUAUUAGAAUUGACGGGCGAGGGUGCCCAUGCGACCAUUGUUGUGCCCGGGAACAAAGAGGCGUUUCAAAUGGCACCCAUGUUAGUGCGGAAUAUGGCGACAAUUGUGUGUGUAGGAUUGCCACAGAAUCAGAUGGACAUUCCUAUUUCUGCAACUUUGAGUGCUGCUCGAGGACUCACAAUCAAAGGAUCGUCGGUUGGAACAGAGGAAAAACUGACAGAACUGCUUCAGCUUGCAGUUCAGGGGGUUAUCACACCUGAAAUUGAAGUCUUCGACUUUGCUGAAACUCCGAGAUUAGUUCGGCAACUUACGAAAGACCAAAUCAAAGGUCGAGCAGUGGUAAAAAUCCCGAUGAAUCAAUAG